This is a messenger RNA of Oryzias melastigma (Indian medaka), 464 nucleotides long. RefSeq names its product mitochondrial ribosomal protein L53 (gene mrpl53). Gene Ontology annotation, cellular component: mitochondrial large ribosomal subunit. The record is from RefSeq and is a predicted model, not a curated record. Lineage: Eukaryota; Metazoa; Chordata; Actinopteri; Beloniformes; Adrianichthyidae. Bases 64 to 390 code for a protein of 108 amino acids. The transcript has 3 exons.
GGUAGGAAUAAACAAGGCUCCGCCCUUCUGAAGAGGUCAGAGUUCACGAUUCAGGGAAAAAACAUGGCGGCGCCCCGGAAAGCUGCUGUGAUUCUGAAGACUGUGAAGAAAAUAUCGGUUCAGUUUUGCCCAUUUGAGUCCAAUGUGCGGUCCACACGAGAGUUUCUGGCCAUGGUGGGCUCAGAGAAAGCACGCGCGACCAACAUGAACUGUGAGGUGACGUCUAUUGUGAAACACGACAAAUCUGAACCUGUAGUGGACGUCACAUACGUGGAUGGAGAGAGACUGCUGAUGAAGGGAGCAAAGUUGACCAGCACUGAAAUGCUGAGUGCGUUCCAGUCCCGCUGCACAGCCAAGGACACACAGACAAUAGCUGGAGGAAAGAAAUGACCACGUCCCUGUUGUCCCUGUCCACGCCAGAAUGUGUUUGUAUUUAUACAAUUAAAGACGUUACUGCACAAAUA